Messenger RNA from Cetraspora pellucida, 1533 nucleotides. Lineage: Eukaryota; Fungi; Glomeromycota; Glomeromycetes; Diversisporales; Gigasporaceae. The record is from the annotation of a GenBank genome assembly.
AUGCAACAAUUUUUUGCCACAUCAAAAUAUGAUAAAAAAUCUAUCUACAAAAAUCCAGAAAUGCAAUAUCAUCAUUUUACAAACACAUUUGGAUACUAUCACAUGAUCAAAGCAGGAAAUCCAUCAUAUCCAAAAAAAAACCUAUGCACAGAAGCCAAGGAAGCAUGGAAGCUUGUUAAAAAUAAAAAGAAAAAUGAAAUUGAUAACAAGAUUAGAGAAUAUCUUACUACACCUAUUCCUAUACAAUCUUAUGUUUCUCACCUAUUUUAUGAAACAGUCUCUAAAAAUGCAGCAGCACAAAAAAAAUCACUUGCUAUAAAAAAGGAAAAUGUUAAAAAAUUGGUUGAAUUGGAAGCAAUCUACGGAGCAACCAGUGAUCUUCAGCUCAAAAAUAAUAUAUUACAUCGAAUUCUUGAUGUAAACCAGAUAAUUGAAAAAGAAACAAAAAAAUUAGAAGUUGUAAUAUAUGAUAGCCCUGGUCGACCACCUCUUCUUUUUGAUUAUCCAGAUCUUCAUGAACAUAUAUACGAUUGUAUUGAGUUUGGAAAGGCACAUAGCAAACGAAGGCAUGAAAUUAUUAAAGUAAGAAUGAUUAGCCAUCUUCAUUUAGCACUCGAAAUAAAAUAUAAUGAAUAUCUUUCAAGGACUAUGCUUAAUAAUUACCUUUUGCCCCAAAACUUCUCAAGUAUUGCCGCAAGAGUGCAUCACCAUCCUGCCUUAGUAGCUAUUACAAAUGUUUCUAGAUCAGAAAAAAAUGAACACACUGAUAAGCACUAUUGCCUCGCUUCAGUUAAAGCUGUUGGCAAAACCUUUCAAACAAUGCAAACUAUUCAUGAAACUGUUACUCUUGCUGAUCAUGAUUUUCCUAUAGGAGCUCAUCAAAAACUUAUUCCCUCCGUAUACCUUGCCAUUGACUCUUCAGAUUCUAAUGAUACACUUUGCAAAGGCCAGUUGGGUAUUUUUGUUCGUCCCCAAUAUAACAUCAGCACAAGUUCUAAUACACAUAUGGCAGAUCUAAUUAAACUUACUAACCAAGAAUCCUUUACUAAUAUUUUUAAAAAUAAUAAUCAGUCAGCCUAUAACUCUGUUGAACGAGCCAUGUGCACACUCUCUGGAAAGCUUGUAGGUAUAACUUUAUCAAUAGAUACCUUUGGUUCUCACUUGGAUAGCCAGGAUAAAGUUAUUAACCAAGAACUUGCCAAAAAAAACUUUUGUCAUACUGGAGAAACCUUGUGUACACUCUGGAGCAGAGACUUAAUUUUCAGUAAGAAUGUUAUGACUCAACAUGAAGAAUCUGCUGCUUUUCUUGCAGAAAAUGAUGGGUUUCUUCUACCAGUUUCAAAAGGCCAGGAUGAAUAUUACCUUAAUCCAGUUUAUAUCUUACAGUAUGCUGAUAUAUUAAAAUUACCAGCUUAUAACACCCAUUGUCCAUCUAUUUCACCUGAAAUGCAUCAUCGUCUCUGCUGCACUUUCUGUGGAAAAUAUUUCCCUAUGCUUAAGAUGAUCACAACUCAUAAAAAUCUAAAUAUAUGA